Populus euphratica (Euphrates poplar) is the source of this 1385-nucleotide messenger RNA. RefSeq lists its product as uncharacterized. Gene Ontology annotation, molecular function: zinc ion binding. The coding region runs from base 419 to 1111 and encodes 230 amino acids. The record is from RefSeq and is a predicted model, not a curated record. The transcript is spliced from 2 exons. NCBI's taxonomy places the organism in Eukaryota, Viridiplantae, Streptophyta, Magnoliopsida, Malpighiales, Salicaceae.
AGGAAUCUCCUUGCAAUUCUUCAAGCAUACCUCCGUCUCUGUACUCUGUAGCUGCUCUGCAGUUGUCUGCAGUCCAAAGCAAAAGUCUUUUAAAAAACAAAACCACAACCGUGUUUUGUCGCGAUGAGAAAAAGGCGACCUUAAGCUUUUCUUUUUCCUCUUAGUAUUACAUUCUCUGAUAUAAUCAAUAUAAAUAAAUUCCCUACUUCGGUUAUUGUUAGCUCUUUUUUAUUUCUUUGCAAAGUAUUGAUUUUGGUAACGUUAAUGGAGUCGUAGUAGCAGUUGUUGUUGUCACCUAGUCCGAGAAAACCCACUUCAUCAAGUCCUUUGAAUUUAUGUCAAAUUCCUUUAAAAAACCAUCCAAAGUUUCCAAAAUUAUACUUCAGCUGUUGAUUCGUCCUGUGUCUAAAUCUUCAAAAUGUCAGUUCAUGAAAUGUCCCACAUCGAUUUAGAGAAAGGAACGCACCGCCGCUCCGUUGCUGGAAGUGAUGCCAGUUGUUUUUCUGAUGCAGAAGAUGGUUCUUGCUACUCCCAGUUCUAUUCAACCACUGGUGGGUCUUAUGAUAAUUACAGCUUCGCUUGUGUCUCUGAUCCUGAGGGUAUAAACAGUGUGGUUUUGGAUUCUAGGAGGGUGUCUUCAGUGUCUGAUUGUUCAGUGGAGGUGGGGCUUGUAAAUGAGGCGCCUGAAAUAAAGGUGCAUUUGAGUAAAGUGGAGAGAGACUGUAGGAUUUGCCAUCUGGGUUUAGAGAGUAAUAGUCAUGAAUCAGGAGUUCCUAUGGAAUUGGGUUGUUCUUGCAAGGAUGAUUUGGCUGCUGCUCAUAAACAGUGUGCAGAGGCUUGGUUCAAGAUCAAGGGAAACAAGACCUGUGAGAUUUGUCAUUCUAUUGCACGCAAUGUUGUUUUAGCAAGUGACAUCGAGUCAAUUGAGCAUUCAAAUGAGACAAACAAUGUCAUGGUAAAUACCGCAGCAGCGGCAGCGUCAACAUCAAUUCCUACCACAGAAACUCGAAGCUUUUUGCAAGGCCACCGCUUCCUGAAUUUCUUGCUUGCUUGUGUGGUAUUUGCAUUUGUAUUAUCUUGGCUCUUUCACUUCAAUGUGCCAUCCUCGUAAACUUCUGUAGGAGAGGCUUGAGGGGGGAAAGAAAGAAAUAAUUAUAGAGAAAGCAGAAUUAUUCUAGAAGAACUUGCAAAGAUUGUUGUGUGAUGAAUGAGGAAGAGUUCAGUGCCUUGUAGGGUUUUAUACGUCCACAUUUUCCUUUAGUAUGCAUAGGUAUUUGUUGAUCUACAUAUGUACGCUUGUAUUUAUCAGAGCUUUAUCUGCCUUGAAAAAAAUGUGGGUGUUUGGAGGUUGUAUUGAUUCAUCUAGAUGCUGUUAUUGUUGUUCC